Molecule: messenger RNA, 3012 nt
Organism: Aspergillus saccharolyticus JOP 1030-1
Lineage: Eukaryota; Fungi; Ascomycota; Eurotiomycetes; Eurotiales; Aspergillaceae
Exons: 2
Coding region: 210-2912 (900 amino acids)
Source: RefSeq, a predicted model, not a curated record
GGUAGUCCCGGAUAUCCCGGUGAGUGCCAGAUCAUCUGGCUCGCAGCGUGUCUUGUCGCAUUCUGUAGCGGGCGCCAAUCUACCUCCCUUGACUACUAUCUGGCUUCUUGCGUCUUUCACCCUCGGACAUACUUGGACUAACUCCGAAUUCUUCCUUUCCUACAGGUGUGCAAGAUGCCUCAACUGCACCCCCGCUGGGUACCCGCCGCAUGCCUCCUCCCUCAUCGCCGCAACACUAUCCCGCACGCGCUCCUCCCGGCACCACACACUCUCUUCCCACCCCUUUCUUGUCGCGUGAGCCGCCCAGCAAUCCGACUCACCACCGUCCCGGGAGCAGCAUGUCGAUAUCGUCCAUGCUAGGCGCGGACGCUGACCGACCCGGUCGGGAUGUAGGCUCCUCCAUCUUUGGCCGUCUGCCCGUCACGUCCGCCUCGUUUGGCAACGCCCAUCCGCCGUCGGCUCCCGGCGCCAUGUCUCCGCCAACCGCGCCCGCCCGCCCGUCGCCGCUGGAAUACUCUGGAUUCCGACGAUCGCAAACGCCUGAAAAGUCAUAUGCAAAGAAUCAGGCCUCGCGUCCCUACCGGUCCGGCUCCGGAGGUGUGCCUCAAGCAAUCCCGGAGCAGGCGAAGUUCGGCGGUCUGCCACGCGGCCAUCCAGCCACACAAUUCCCCGAGAAACCCCAUUCCACACACCCAUCGCCUCAGAUUUCCUCGGCCGACGCCCCGUACAAUGAACGACGUCGCACCAGCUUCAGUGGACCGGUGCCUCGCCCCAACAGUCAGCCGCAGCAUCUCGAACCACCCCCCCGCACAGCCGGCUACAGCCCUUUGUCACGGCCGAUCGCCGUGCCCACAACGAGUGGCAUGGGAGAAGGCUCCUUUGGGUCGACCCAUCAGAGAGCCUCGUCCUACAUGGGCCACGAGCUACCACACAGCCGUUACGGUGGACUUUAUACAGAUCGCCACGCGGAGGAACAAGCCAUCCGGGAGCGGGAGCGCGCAGCGGCACACGAAGCCGAGUCCAAGGCCGCGGCGCACGCUGUUCCCCGCUUUGGCCCACAGUAUGGCGACCGCGACGCUGCCGCUCCUCGUCCUCAGGGGUCAUCGGCCUGGGAGCUACCGCGCUCGCAGCCCGGAUCUCCCGAGAUCAAGCGGUUUCCCGCGCCGGAGCCGGGCGCAGGCUUUGGCUUUGGUGCGAUCCAAAGCUACACCAAGUCGUUGGGGUCCCAGCUCGGUGGAUCGCGUGCGCCAUCGCUCUCCGUUCACCCGCAACCCGGUCAGCCCACGCCCCCGUCGCACGAGCCAACGCCGUACCUCAAGCUACAAACCGAUACACGCGCCUUUCCCGUCACCACCGCUGCCGCAUCCGCGGGUAUGAUUCUCUCCGCCGCCUCGGAUGAACAGCGCCGUAAAGGCAGCGAUGAGCUCCUGGCCCAUCGGAAUUUACUCGGUGUCGGGUUGGACGCGAAACGGGGCGGGCGAGCAUCGCCGCUGCCCCAGGCGGUUCAGGGAGCGCAGGCACAGAUCCUGGGCCCCGCUGGGGAGUCUGGCAUCAAGAAUGAACUGGGCCGUGUGUUUUCAGGCAUCGGAAGUGGAGUGGGCGGCGUGACAGGAGCCACGGCCGGCAGCGGACCAUCGACUCCCAUGACCUCAGCUAGUCCCUUCAAGCGGGACAGUGCCACCGCCCGCUCUACCAACAGCGAAACUGCACCGGACGAAUCCAAGAUUCCCCGGCCGGCCUCCGCCAACGGAAAGCGACCGCGUAAAUCGCGCGACGAAGAUACACGCGUUGAAACCGAGGCCGUUCCCGCACCCUUGUCCCGCGGGCGGCGUCGGCACGUUCAUCACCACCACCAUCACCACCAUCACCGCCACAAACCCGAGGAAGAAGCGGCUGCACUCGGCCAGAAUCGACCCCUGUCGUCAAUGAACUUCUUCCCUCGGACGGCGACCCCUGCAGACGGGCCAGCCUCGGCGGCGGCAGCUACGCUCGCUCAUCAUCAUCACCAUCAUCCCCACCACCAUCACCACCACCAUCAUCAUGCUCCUCGGCCGGCUGGAUCCGCUGCCCCUACGUCCUCUGUCACCCCUGUUCGCGAACCUCGUACGGUGGUGACCAUUGAGCCGCUUUUGACUAGUGUCGCCCAUCUCCCUCGUCACCAUCUGGGCUCUACUCUGUAUGCUCCUCGGAUCGGAGUUCCGACGGAGAAGGCGUCCCUCGAAAGUGCCAAGUUUGGGUACACCACCACACCAGUUCCUUUGCCCCGCUUCGAAGGCAAGGAGAAUUGCACGUUCACCAUUCGCGUGCCGCGCUUCCGAAUCGACAGCAGCCAUCGCGAGGAGAUUUGUGCGCGUCGUGCCCUCUGGGGUACCGGUGUUUAUACCGAUGACUCCGACCCCGUUGCGGCAGCCAUCCAUUCGGGCUUCAUUCGUGGCGCCUGGAGCGAGGACGUCGAUGUGGAUCUGCUUGAUCUGGAGAUCAGAGACACCUAUCAGCACGCCCCGCAGUCCGCGCAAGAUAUUGGGCUCGACGAGGGCGAGCGACCCCGGGAGCCUCCCGUGCCCCCGUCCGACAAAGACCUCCACAUUACCAUCUUGAUCCUCCCUCGUCUGGAGCAGUACGAAUCGAGCGUGUUGUUUGGCCUCCGGUCUCGCGCGUGGGAAGGCAGCCACGACGGCAUGAGCUUCAAGGUCCUGCGCACCGAAUGGGUGGAUGAAGGAGUCGGUCGCGGUGAGGAACGGGGUGGAGCCGCCCGACGUAAGCGGCUGCGCACUCUGAUUCGGACCGGCCGUAUCUGCACGGGACCGGGCGUGAUCAAGUUGGAUCAGCUGCGCAAUGGGGUGCAGGUGCCGCGCCGAAAGAAGAUCGAAUCGAGUCGAGGACAGUCGUCGCCGAUGCAGACUGUUUCAUGAGACUCGACUGGAAGAGAGAGAUUCGAUGUACUAGCUCGUCAGGCACUUUGUUCGACUUGUUUGUCUACGUCAGUUUGUUUGUGUAUGUAAACGGCGUUGU